This is a messenger RNA of Cordyceps militaris CM01, 1212 nucleotides long. RefSeq names its product Epoxide hydrolase. Gene Ontology annotation, molecular function: epoxide hydrolase activity. NCBI's taxonomy places the organism in Eukaryota, Fungi, Ascomycota, Sordariomycetes, Hypocreales, Cordycipitaceae. The record is from RefSeq and is a predicted model, not a curated record. The coding region runs from base 1 to 1212 and encodes 403 amino acids. Gene Ontology annotation, biological process: epoxide metabolic process. The transcript has 3 exons.
AUGGCCACUGACAUCCAGCCCUACACCGUCGCCGUGCCAGACGACGCGCUGGCAAAACUCAAGUCCAAGCUCGACGCACUCGACCUUCCGCAGCACGUCGAAUUCGAGGACGAUGACCGCUACGGCGUCCCGGCCGCCGAUGUCCGACGCCUCGCGGCCUACUGGCGCGACGGGUUUGACUGGCGGGCCCAGGAGAGGCGCAUCAACCAGCUGCCGCAGUACUUGACCCCGAUCGAGGUUGACGGUUUCGGCACGCUGAACAUUCACUUUGUCCAUCAAAAGAGCGCCCAUUCGGGGAGCAUCCCGCUGCUCUUUUGCCACGGCUGGCCGGGCAGCUUCUUGGAGGCGGAAAAGCUUCUGCCGCUGCUGAAGGAAUCGGUUAACGGUGUCUCAUUUCAUGUUGUUGCGCCCUCGUUGCCGAAUUUUGCCUUUUCUGAUGGCACAACCAAGAAAGGCUUUGGGCCGCAUCAGUAUGCCGAGGCUCUGCAUAAGCUGAUGCAAAAGCUUGGUUACAGUAAAUACGUCACCCAAGGCGGAGACUGGGGAUACAUGAUCACCCGCCGCCUCGGCGCCGAGUAUCCCGAGUCGUGCGUGGCCUCGCACAUCAACCUCGCCGUUCGCGGACCGCCGCAGUUCAAAGAGACGCCCCUGACCUGGCUGCAGCACGCGCUGACGCCGUGGUCCGCCGACGAGAAGAAGGGCCUCGCGCGCACCGCCUGGUUCCGCGACGAAGGGUUCGGCUACAACCAGCUGCAGAGCACCAAGCCGGCGACGCUGGGCUUCGCCUUUGCCGACUCGCCCGUGGCGGUGCUGGCGUGGAUCUACGAGAAGCUGCGCGACUGGACCGACGCGUACCCGUGGACCGACGACGAGGUGCUCACGUGGGUGUCCGUGUACGUCUUUGCGCGCGCCGGCCCCGAGGCCAGCGCGCGCAUCUACUACGAGAACAAGCACGCAAAGGACAGCGCCGCCGUCACGGCGGCCUACAACGGGAGGGUGCCGCUCGGCGUGUCGCAGUUUCCGCGCGACAUCAUGCUGGUGCCGCGGCUGUGGUAUCACGGCCUCGGGCCGGUCGCGUUUGAGAAGCGGCACAAGGACGGCGGACACUUUGCGGCGUGGGAGAGGCCAAAGGAGCUGGCUGAGGAUUUGCGCACCAUGUUUGGGCGGAAUGGCGGUGCCUAUUCUGUGACCAAGGCUCUCGCCAAGCUUUGA